UAAUCUUCUUAAAUGAUAUUCCUAUAUAUUUUAAUAGAUGAUGAGAAAUUUAUUGUUAGAAGAAGGAGGCAUUCUUCAAAUUGAAAGUGCUGCUUUGCCUGUUGCUAAUUUUUCAAAAUUUCAACCUCAAUCAGAAGAUUUCUUAGAUAUAACAAAUCCAAAGGCUGUUCUGGAAAAUGCAUUAAGAAAUUUUGCAUGUUUAACAACUGGAGAUAUUAUUGCUAUUGAAUAUAACAGCAAGAUUUAUGAACUGUGUGUUUUAGAAACCCAACCAGGUGAAGCAGUUACAAUUAUUGAAUGUGAUAUGAAAGUAGAAUUUGCAACUGCUGUUGGUUAUAAAGAACCAGAACAUAAAAAUAAUAUGAAUGAGGAAGAUAUUCAGUCUCUUCCUGCUCCCGAAGAAGUUCAUUCUGAUAGUUUUAUUGCAUUUAGUGGAAAAGGUAAUAGAUUAGAUGGAAAGAAGAAAUGUUCACAGGUACUAUCAAAUUUAAUAAAUAAGGCAGUUCCCAUAAGAGGGAUACCAGAUUAUAACCAUGAACUUGGCACAAUUAAAUUUAUGAGAUCAGUCAGACCUGUACAGAAUGAGACAGAGAAUAAACCAGCAGAUAAUUUUGAAGCUUUUUCAGGCAAAGGCAAAAAAUUACGUUCAAAACAUGAAUUCUGAAUUUAGAAUGAAAAAGUGAUACACAUCAGUGGUUUAAUUGUUACAGCAACAAUACAUACAAGUAACUGAAGUUGCAUGUAUCGUUGAGCAGGAGUAUGUUAAAAUUUUGGAAUGUUUAUUACUGUAAAUAUCAGCAAUUAAAGUACAUUUGAAUAUAGUA
Centruroides sculpturatus (bark scorpion) is the source of this 824-nucleotide messenger RNA. RefSeq names its product ubiquitin recognition factor in ER-associated degradation protein 1-like (gene Ufd1-like). The record is from RefSeq and is a predicted model, not a curated record. Gene Ontology annotation, molecular function: polyubiquitin modification-dependent protein binding. Gene Ontology annotation, cellular component: VCP-NPL4-UFD1 AAA ATPase complex. Bases 38 to 664 code for a protein of 208 amino acids. Lineage: Eukaryota; Metazoa; Arthropoda; Arachnida; Scorpiones; Buthidae. The transcript is spliced from 8 exons.